This is a messenger RNA of Solanum tuberosum (potato), 4969 nucleotides long. RefSeq lists its product as uncharacterized. The transcript has 9 exons. NCBI's taxonomy places the organism in Eukaryota, Viridiplantae, Streptophyta, Magnoliopsida, Solanales, Solanaceae. The coding region runs from base 478 to 4524 and encodes 1348 amino acids. The record is from RefSeq and is a predicted model, not a curated record.
UUUUUUUUUUUAAUAUUUUUUUUUUGCUUAUCUGGAUUUUCAAGAUCCUGGUAAUCUUCUAGAAAUGAAACUUUCCAUCUUUAUUACAUAGAAAGAAGAAGAAGCUUCUGGGUUUUUUGUUUUGGUUUUUUAGGUUUUUUUUUUAAUAAAGAACAAGUUUUUAUUUGGGGUUUCUUUAUCUAAUCCAUUUCCAUUUGAAUCGCUUGAUCAAGAAGUGUUAUCGCAGCUUUCUUUUUUUCUUACCCUUUUAGGGUUUCCCUUUACCCCUUUUCAUUUUCAAUUAUUUGGGGUCGAAAAAUGUUCUUUUUUUUGUUUUAGAUGAAGUAUUAGAUUCUGUUGGUAUUCAAGUUUACUUGUUUUGGCUAUCCUGGUUAGUGGAGUUAUUAGUUUAGCAGAAAGGUUGGUAGAUAGAUAUUGGAUUUGAAAAAAAGGUGAAAUUUUUUAGUUUUUUUAGUGGGUUAAACCAAGUAGUGGUGUAUGGGAGAACAUGAGGGAUGGGCAGAGCCAAGUGGGCUAUUGCCGAACGGGCUAUUGCCCAAUGCAGAACCAAUGAUCCGAGUCCUUGACUCGGAAAGAUGGUCGAGAGCUGAGGAAAGGACUGAUGAGUUAAUUGUCUGUAUUCAGCCUAAUCGGCCAUCUGAGGAGAGGAGAAAUGCUGUUGCUGAUUACGUCCAGCGGCUCAUUAUGAAAUGCUUCCCUUGUCAGGUUUUCACUUUUGGUUCAGUACCCUUGAAGACUUACCUUCCUGAUGGUGACAUUGAUUUAACUGCCUUCAGUAAUAAUCAAACUUUGAAAGAUACAUGGGCUUAUCAGGUUAGGGAUAUGUUAGAGGAGGAGGAGAAAAAUGAAAAUGCUGAAUUUCGUGUCAAGGAGGUUCAAUACAUUCAAGCUGAAGUGAAGUUAAUAAAAUGUUUAGUUGAAAAUAUAGUGGUUGACAUAUCUUUCAAUCAGCUAGGGGGUUUGUGUACCCUUUGCUUCCUUGAGGAGGUCGAUCAUCUGAUAAACCAGAAUCAUUUAUUUAAGCGCAGCAUUAUUUUGAUUAAGGCAUGGUGUUAUUACGAGAGCCGUUUACUGGGUGCUCAUCACGGUCUUAUUUCAACUUAUGCUUUGGAGACCUUAGUUCUUUACAUAUUUCACAUGUUCAACAAUUCGUUUGCUGGGCCGCUUGAGGUUCUGUAUCGCUUCUUGGAGUUCUUCAGCAACUUUGACUGGGACAACUUUUGUGUUAGCUUGUGGGGACCUGUGCCAAUUAGUUCGCUUCCUGAUGUCACUGCGGAACCUCCUCGAAAGGAUAGUGGCGAAUUACUCCUCAGCAAAUUGUUUCUUGACGCCUGUAGCUCUGUAUAUGCUGUUUUCCCUGCUGGCCAGGAAAACCAAGGACAACCAUUUAUGUCUAAGCAUUUUAAUGUGAUUGAUCCUUUACGAGUAAACAACAACCUUGGCCGCAGUGUGAGUAAAGGUAACUUCUAUAGGAUACGGAGUGCAUUUGGAUUUGGUGCCAAACGACUGGCAAGAUUACUGGACUGCCCCGAAGAAAAUGUCAUUCAUGAAGUAAAUCAGUUCUUUAUGAAUACAUGGGACAGGCAUGGCAGUGGUCAAAGGCCGGAUGCACCUGGGGAUGAGUUGUGCCCGAGAUUGGCAUCACUCGAUGACCUACCUGACUCCGAGUACUUGAGGGUCAACUCUGGUGAGAAAAAGGUGAAUGAAAAAUCUUCUGGUCAUGAUGUUGAGGUGGAAGGAACUGGAUCACGGAUUGUUUCCUCUCAACAUGGUAAUCAUUUAGCUGGAAGCUUCUCUAGAAUGAAUGAUUCAGCUCAAUCAUCUUAUACUGAGAGCCAAAAGAGUUAUGAAAAUUUGAGCACCUCAAGGGGAUCUGAUCAAAUGAAAAAGGAGGUCACUUCCUCUCAGGUUGUACGCUCUGAGAAAAGUCAGAGAAAUUUGAGAUCUGAUCAAACAGUGAAUGACACACAGGGUAAGUUUGUUUUUUCUAGAACACGGUCUAGUCCUGAACUGACUGACACAUAUGGUGAAGUUACUUCUCAAGGAAAGCAUGGCAAUACUCCAGAGACUGCAAAAAUGCAACCGACUCCAUUGAGGCAGGAUGGCAGGAACUGGAGGAAGAAUCAAGGAUCUGAAAAUUUAGCAAGUCAGAGUGGUCGAUCUCUAAACAAUGAUGCAUCAUCUAUCAGACAUUUUCCAUCUCAUCAAAGUCUUGAUGCCGUCGCUGACUCCAACAGUAGAUCAAAUAGCUUUAACCAAGAUGCAGGUUUAGAUGCUCCGAAUGAAGAGUUUUCAUUCACUGGUGGUACACAGGGGAUGCAUCAGGAUGAGCAAGAUCUUGUGAACCUGAUGGCAUCGACUUCACUCCAUAGUUUUAAUGGACAAGUUCAUUUGCCAUUUAAUUGGGCUUCAGCCCAACUGCCUUUCCCUAUCUCACCUUCCGUUCUGGCUUCAAUGGGAUAUAAUCAACGAAAUUUUCCGGGAUUAGUUUCAGCUAAUUUUCCUGUUGAUCCUGCAUUUUCCAAUAUGCAAUUUCCUCAUGGUAUGAUUUCGCCCCACUUAAAUCAUUACAUCCCAGGUCUCGGGUUGAGUCCAUCUUCUGAAGAUACAAUUGACCGGAAUAGUGAAAACUUUAGUUCUAUGGAUAUGAACUCAGGUGAGGUGAUCAAAGACAUCUGGCAUGAGCCAGAUGCAGGCUCCACCGUUGAAUUUGACGCAGAAAAUGGAAAUUAUGAAGCACCUCAAUGUGAUGAUAAGCCACAUGCAGUCCAGUCAGGUUUUGAUUUUGUUCCUUCCUCUUGGGUGAGUAGGUCUAGUACUAGAGCUCAGCAGAAGCAUACAAAGGAAAAACGUGGGCCAACCAAGGAAGAACAUUCUGAUGAUAUUCACUUUCAGGAUAACAGAAUGAGGGAUGUUUAUGCUGAAGAAAGAUUGGCAAGUUCAAGGUUCUCAACCACUGCUCACAGUAGUUCUGUGAGAAGCAAAACCUCUUCUGAGAGUUCUUGGGAUGGUUCUUCUAAAAGUACAAAGUCAACAAGGGGAAGACAGGGAAAUAAAACAGGUGCUGCAGAGCCAACUACUGGUUAUGGAAAAGGUAAGAUGAUGUCUGACCAUAUCUCUAACCAUGCUGAGGAGGAUGAUCAGGAUUGGAACUCAGUGUCAACCCUGGGUACUGAAAUGGCUGAGGGAAGCCAAGUACCUCAAUCUAUUAUUUCCAUGCACAUUGCAAGGCAUCAUCUGCCUGAAUACGAAGGUGCUCAGACAAGUGGAUCCGACUCAAUAAUGCCCAUUGCACCAAUGCUCAUAGGGCCUGGUUCUCGGCAAAGAAUGACUGAUAAUUCUGGGUUUUUUGCAUUUUAUCCCACCGGACCACCAGUUCCCUUUCUUACAAUGCUCCCAGUAUAUCCUGAUGCAUCAACCAGCCACUUUGGAAGAGAAGAAUGCUUUGAUAAUCGUGAUUUAGGCCACAACCUUGAUCUGUCUGAGGGUCUUGAUCACACUGAAAAUGUGAAUACUUCCCAUGCUAUUAGAGGAGCUACUUCCAUAGAAGCAUCUGGUGGACACAAGUCUGAUAUACUUAACAGUGACUUUGCUAGUCAUUGGCAAAAUUUACAAUAUGGACGGUUUUGCCAAAAUCCAAGGCAACCUGGGCCUCUUGUUUAUCCUUCUCCUGUUAUGGUACCACCUGCAUACUUACAGGGUCGUUUCCCAUGGGAUGGUCCUGGAAGACCGUCGUCAGCCAACAUGAACCUUUUUACUCAGCUGAUGAACUAUGGUCCUCGUGUAUUACCCAUUUCACCGCUACAGUCUGUUUCAAAUAGACCUCCCAAUAUGUUUCAACAUUAUGUGGAUGACAUACCGAGAUAUCGUAGCGGGACAGGAACAUAUUUGCCAAAUCCAAAGGCUUCAGUCAGGGAUCGACAUGCUCCUGGUACAAGAAGGGGGAGUUACAACCAUGACAGAAACGAUAAUUAUGGUGACAGAGAGGGGAACUGGAAUGCUAAUUCAAAAUCCCGUACUGGUGGUCGCAACUACAACCGCAGCCAAUCUGAGAAAGUAAACUCAAGAUUGGAUCGUCCAGUGUCCAGUGAGAGCCGAACUGACAGGUCAUGGAGCUCCUCUCAUAGACACGACUCCUUCCCUUCAUAUCAGUCCCAAAAUGGUCCAUUGCAUGCAAACUCAAGCCCAAGUGUCCCUCCCAAUAUGGUGUAUGGCAUGUAUCCUUUAUCAUCAAUGAACCCUAGUGCAGCGUCUUCAAAUGGACCUGGUGGCCCUCCAGUUGUAAUGUUCUAUCCAUACGACCAUAAUUCUACUUAUAAUAAUUCACAUGGAGAACAGCUUGAGUUUGGGUCUAUGGGUCCAGUAGGCUUCUCAGGUACAAAUGAACAAGCCCAGCCAGGUGAUGGAAGUCGACCAAAGGGAGCAAUUGAAGAACAGAGAUUUCAUGCAGUCUCUGGGCAACGGUCUUCCCCUGAUCAACCAUCUUCACCUCAUUAUCAACGAAAGAAGACUGAGAAGUGGUGAUGCACGAAACAGUGGCGAGGCCUGGCGUCUUACUCAUCAUUCUUAUCCUCAUGUUGGAAUUGGGCUUUUGCGCACUAGCUUUUCAAUCUUUGCUAGUAAAUUGAGGCCUGGUGUCUUACUCACAUCUUGAUGCCUAUAUUCAACGGAAGAUGUGAAGUCAUGAUUUAGCGGAAGCUGCCAUCCUCAACGACGUCAAAGGUGAAAUGUCAUGUAGAUUAUUGACAUAUUGUAACCUCAGUGAAUUUAGGUGUUCAACUUGUUAUAUUAGUUUUACCAUUGGAAAUCAUUUCCCAGGGAAUGUACAAGAAUUUUGUUUUACAGAUGACCCUGUAGUAGCUUUUGUUCACUCAGGAUUUCAACAGUGUAGUGGUAUAUGAUUACCAUGGUGAAUUUAAUAGACAAAAGAUUAGAAUUCAUUUCAAUCAUAAUUUCUCUUUUGUGAUAA